Molecule: messenger RNA, 237 nt
Organism: Miscanthus lutarioriparius
Lineage: Eukaryota; Viridiplantae; Streptophyta; Magnoliopsida; Poales; Poaceae
Source: the annotation of a GenBank genome assembly
AUGGAUCCGCCAGCGCCUUCUCCGAGGCCCCCUGCGGGCGAUGGGGCACAGCCAUCGGAGCGGAACCGGCAGCGACCAAGGUCUGCACUCCGUGGCGCCCUCGGGGUGGCCUUCCCCAUCGCGGUAUCGUUCCUGUUCUCCUUCCUCGUCGGGCUCGCUGGGCUCGCGCUUGGUGGUCUCUCGUCCACUGCAUCAGUCUCCAUGCCCUCCACCUGCCGCAUCCUCUCCACAGAUUAG